AACAUCUAUGCUCCAACUUGAGAGGGAGUGUUAAGGACUAGUUGUAAAUAGAGUUCUGUUAGGAGUUAGAUUCCUAAUAGGUUUAUAGUAUCCUAUAUAUGUAUAUAAAAGUAUCCCUAUUGAUGAAAAUAAUACGACAAUAAUUUUCCACAUUAAAUUACAGUUAUCAUACGAAGUAAAUAUGUGUGCCAUAUUUGGAAAAUUUGUUGCAACCAUUUCUCACACCUAUAGCACUCAAUUCUGAUAUUGGUGGAUUACUUCUCCAUGCUACUCUGCAAAUGAGUCUUAUCCAGUGAUUUCUUAUGCUUCUUAUGUUACAAGUGCAUGGAUUUGAUCUCUUUAGUGGUAGCAGAAAUUUGUCCGAGGAAAAAUUUAUUGGAUGCCCUUUUUAUUUCUAGGGUUAAGGCAGAUUUAUCCAAUGCUUUCUAUGGUCUGUCUUCAAAUUAAUUCUAAAGAACUCCCUUCAAUUUCUUGUUCCUAUCUCUCUUUCUCUCUCUCUCAUCUGCAGCCUGGAAUGGUCACAACUGAUCUUCUCAUGUCUGGAGCUACUACCAAGCAGGCCAAGUUUUUCAUUAAUGUUUUGGCAGAACCAGCUGAAGUGGUCGCAGAAUACCUUGUCCCAAAUAUCAGAUCCAUCCCUGCCAAUGGAUCGAGAAAGCCAACUUAUAUUCGUUUCCUUACUGGCAUAAAAGCCUACUCACAAAUAUUUUCAAGACUAGCUUUUGGUGCAAGAAGAAACAGUUGUGGAACGUUGAGGAUGGAGGAAAAAGCCAUAGUGUGGAGAGGGAGAAAGGAAUUUUAGGGGGAGAUCGUUGAAGAAGAGAGGCUUUAGAAGAAUUAGAGUUCGAUUUACAACAAGUUUAAACGGUGUCGUCAUGCUAACCAAAGUUGGGUUAGCCAACUUCUUUAAGUCCCAUAUUUAUUAUAUUUUAAUGCCAAUAUUGAUUGAAUUUGUAAUUAGGGUGUAAUUAUGGUGUUUAUUAGUUGUAUGAUAUCUUCUUGAUUUGAGGAAGAAGAUUGAUCACUUUUUCCUUUGAAGACAUGUAUAAAAUGAAACUUUAUUUUUUUAGCAA
Molecule: messenger RNA, 1073 nt
Organism: Jatropha curcas
Lineage: Eukaryota; Viridiplantae; Streptophyta; Magnoliopsida; Malpighiales; Euphorbiaceae
Source: RefSeq, a predicted model, not a curated record